Messenger RNA from Bombus terrestris (buff-tailed bumblebee), 3248 nucleotides. It is a transcript of the gene wech, whose product is annotated as E3 ubiquitin-protein ligase TRIM71. Bases 367 to 2502 code for a protein of 711 amino acids. NCBI's taxonomy places the organism in Eukaryota, Metazoa, Arthropoda, Insecta, Hymenoptera, Apidae. Gene Ontology annotation, molecular function: ubiquitin protein ligase activity; protein binding; zinc ion binding. Gene Ontology annotation, biological process: protein polyubiquitination; proteasome-mediated ubiquitin-dependent protein catabolic process. The transcript is spliced from 7 exons. The record is from RefSeq and is a predicted model, not a curated record.
AAGUCGAACGAGAGGGAAAGUAAGUAUCUACGACGACGUUACCCAACGUUGAAAUUCGGAAAGUUCGUUCAUUUUCGUCGGUUUGUCUCUAUCAUCGCGUACUUUCUGUCACUUUGAAAAUAUGUUUCAAUAAGAAUAUGAUGGUAUCGUGAAGUUCAUAUUUAAUCGUUCUUUUUUGUUUAUACGUACAAGUAUAUAUAAAUAUAGUUUGUUCAAUAUAAUUUGAAUAGAAGAGAUUUUCAAAUAUCAACAUUGAAUGUUUAAAGGAACUUUUUUCUGAAUUUUCGAACUGUAGAGUCAUCACGAGGAGACAGCAAUUCUCUAUUAAAUUUCCCUGAAAGGUUUUAAUUACACACCUACAGCAUCAUGAAUCAGAAUCAUUCUUCUAGACCCCUUCACUUUUUCCAUUCUCCGAACUAUCCACGAGAUAUUCCAAGACAGGAAGAUCCAAAUGCAGAACUUCUUAGGUUGACCAGUAUAUGGUGGCCAUUUAACAGAUCCAGCUAUUCUAACACAAGUCCACCAGGCACUAGUGCAUCAUCACCAAAUAGUAUACACUCCCCACCGCGUCACAGUGCAUCCCCAGAAGAUCAAAUGGAUUCAAUGAUUAACACUUUAAUACAAGUUUGCACCAAUAGUUUGAGCGCCUCGACUUCCCGCAAUAUUCUAUUCCCACAAGCUAGAGUUAGAUGCAGGGAUUGUACUGACAUACUUUGCGAUGCGUGCUCUAGGCGUGUGCGUUUGAGUCCUUUGGACGGAGAAAACGGGAUCGAAUAUAGCCAGGGGCAAGAUGUACCGCAAGCACUAAACCCUGCAAUAGUUAAUCCAAAUUUGCAACCUUUACAAAAGCCAUUUUACUGUGAUAUUCAUCGCAAUGGACGAAAAUUAUUUUGUCAGACUUGUUGCACACCUGUUUGUACUGAAUGUGAAUUGCAACUUCAUCAAUAUCAUGUUACAGUUGAGUUUAACGAGGCCAUUGAAAAAGUUUGCGUUCAAGCGAGUCAAGUACUGAAAGAAGCUAGGCUUGGAAUUUCGACCCUCAGGGACGAAUUAGAUAAUGUGCAAGUAGCCGCAGAGAUGUUAGAACAGAAAGCAAGACAAGCAGCUGCAGAUUUGUCGAUGUGCGUGAAAAGAAUAAUUGUAGCUUUGGAGGCGAGAGAAAGAGAGCUGUUAGAUAAAAUCGAGAAAGCCAGAAUUCAAAAAUAUGCUGCGCUACAACAAAGAGACGAUGGGAUCAGAAGUGGAAUAACCCGACUGACUCGUGCUGCUGAUACACUUAGUGAAGUUAUAGAGAGCGGGACUUAUAUCAACAAUCCAAUGCGUCUAACGAUUAUCAAGGAUAUGGCUUCGGCUGAGAUUUUCCAAAUCCGUCAAAACUAUCGAUCUCUUCCAUCUCACGAAGAAAACUGGAUCUCUUUCAAUAGUUCGGAGACACAUAUAAUGAACGCUAUAGCGAAUUUUGGAAACAUUAUAGUGAAUAAUCCGGGAUCAAUAGGCGAUCGACGAGCCCUGAGAGACCGCGAAGAUUCACCUCGUAUACUUCUUGAACAUAGAUCCGUUUCUGUAGAAAUUUCACCAGUUCGAGGAAUAGCAGUUGCUUUAAGCAUAGUUCCGGUCAUUGUUAAAAUAAAUCGCAACCCUGAUGUUCCAAUGAAACCUAUAAAAAUAAUUGGAAACACCGGUAAUAUUGAUGAUAAUUUGUGCCGUCCAUGGGGCGUAGCAUGCGAUAGAGAAGGACAUAUGAUCGUGGCAGAUCGAUCAAACAAUCGUAUUCAGAUAUAUAGACAAGAAGAUGGUUCCUUUGUACGAAGAUUUGGUUCAUAUGGUACCGGACCAGGACAAUUUGAUCGUCCGGCUGGCGUAGCUGUCGAUGCACGUCGCCGUAUAAUUGUAGCUGACAAAGAUAAUCAUCGUAUACAGAUUUUGACGAUGGAAGGCCAAUUUCUUCUAUGUUUCGGCGAAAAAGGUAGCCGCUGUGGUCAAUUCAAUUAUCCAUGGGAUGUGGCUGUGAACACCGAAUGCCAGAUAGUCGUGUCCGAUACUAGAAAUCGUCGCAUCCAAUUAUUCAGUGCUGAGGGCAUUUUCCUACGAAAAUACGGCUACGAGUCCUCGCCGAAUAUGUGGAAAUAUUUUGAUUCACCGCGUGGCGUUGCUUUUAAUCCCGAAGGCCAAAUUGUUACCACCGAUUUCAAUAAUCAUAGAGUAGUGAUCAUCGAUGCUGAUUGCACAAAAGCGAAAAUUUUAGAGUGCAAGAACACUGGUGGCAACAAACAGUUCCUGAGACCACAAGGUCUGGUGAUUGACGACGAAGGAAACAUUAUCGUAGCUGAUUCUAGAAACCAUCGAGUGCAGAUAUUCGACUCAUCUGGUACGUUCAUAAGGCGAUUCGGCAGCUACGGCAAGGGCGAUGAUGAAAUGGACAGACCAUCAGGGAUAUCUUUAUGCCCCGACGGGAGAAUCGCUGUCGUAGAUUUUGGUAACAAUCGUCUUCUUCUUAUUUAAGCGAUCAAUCGUUCUAAGAAUGGGCGGGGUGGUGGUGAUGGUGGUGGUAAGGGGUCGGUAGUAAUAGUAAGAUUUUAUAUAUGGGGGAUAAAGAAAAAAAAAAUUACGCGACAAUUGCGAACACAACUUAUUCUCGAUUUUAGAAAUAAGCGUGUAACGCUUUAGUCGGACAAAGCAUUAGAGUCAUAUUUUCUUACUGGUUACAUAUUUUAUGAAAAUCCGUAUAGAUUCCUUUCGAAACUUCGGAUUGUCUAUGUGCCAAAUACACAAGUACAAAAAAAAAAAAUAUAAAAAUGAAAUAGGUUUCAGAACUUUUAGUUCUGAAAUCAUUUCGCUAUAGAUGUUCUCAUCUGCGGCGAAUAAAGACAACGUGGAAAUAACGUUUCUCUAUAGAUGUUCCGUUUGGAGAGGAAUAUUAUUUUUACGUUAUUUUUACGUACUUACCGUUGUCUGCGAAUUCAUGGAUAGUAACAGAGAACGGAAAAUAUCCCAGUAGCAUAUGAACGCUUAUAGCAAUAAUUUUUUUGCAAUAAGAGAUAUUAAAAAUAAUAAAUUUUUAUAAAUCAAAUUUUUUCAUGUUGUAAAAAAUGCUGGUCAUUGGAAUUUGGAUUUUUCUUAAUUUAUAAACAGUCAAGUUUUAUAAUAUAUUUUUUUCCGUACAUGAAUUCUAAUAGAAUUGUCCAUCCACUCUUUCGGUGGAGAUAUUUAUUGUCAAAUUGGAUCGGAAGUUUGAGAGUAACACGAUA